Molecule: messenger RNA, 1335 nt
Organism: Prunus mume (Japanese apricot)
Lineage: Eukaryota; Viridiplantae; Streptophyta; Magnoliopsida; Rosales; Rosaceae
Source: RefSeq, a predicted model, not a curated record
UCUCCAGUUCACAUGCCUCCUUUCCCUGCUUUGCAAGCAAUUUCUGAAUCUGCUGUUCAAAGUCAUGAAGCAGAUGAAAAGUAUGGUGAUGCCAUGAACUGGGAUGAACUUGAAUUUGGAGUAAUUCCAACAGAUUACAUGUACAUUAUGAAAUGUCCCAAUGGGGAUAACUUUUCACAAGGCCACCUAGCUCCCUAUGGGAAAAUUGAGCUUAGCCCAUUUUCUGGAAUCUUGAAUUAUGGACAGGGAGUAUUAGAAGGUCUUAAAGCGAUCAGGACCAAAGACGGUCAUGUUCAGCUGUUCCGGCCUGAAGAGAAUGCUCUAAGAAUGAAGAUGAGUGCAGAGAGAUUGUGCAUGCCAUCUCCAUCUACUCACCAAUUCCUUGAUGCUUUAAAGCAAACUGUCCUUGCCAACAAGCGUUGGGUACCACCUGAAGGGAAAGGAGCAUUGUAUAUUAGGCCAUUGCUCAUUGGAAGUGGCCCUGUUCUUGGCCUAGGGCCAGCACCAGAAUACACAUUCCUAAUAUUUGCUACACCAGUUGGUAAUUAUCACAAACGUGGCUCCACCAUGAAUUUGUACAUAGAGAAUGAGGUUCGAAGGGCCACACCAGGAGGAACUGGAGGCGUCAAAAGCAUUACCAACUAUUCACCUGUUUUUGAAGUAGUGACGAAGGCUAGGGCCAAAGGGUUCACUGAUGUCCUGUUUCUGGAUGCAGCCACUGGAAAAAAUAUCGAGGAGGUUUCUUCAUGUAAUAUUUUCUUUGUGAAGGAUAAUGUGAUUUUAACUCCACGUACCAGUGGAACUGUGCUUCCAGGGGUCACAAGAAAAAGCAUCAUAGAAAUUGCUCGUGAUCUGAAUUACCUGGUGGAGGAACGUGAUGUUCCACUAGAGGAUGUGUUGGCUGCCGAUGAAGUUUUCUGUACAGGGACUGCAGUGGAAGUCACUGCUGUUGCUAGUAUAACACAUCAAGAUAAAAGGAUCGAAUACAGAACAGGGGAAGAAAUUGUGUUCCACAAACUGCGUGUAGUGCUCAAAGGGAUUCAAACAGGUGUGAUUGAGGACAAGAUGGGCUGGACCAUGCUCAUUGAUUGAACAAGCUAGCUGCUUCAUCUCCAUAUCUCAUUGCCAAUGAAGCUUCUUCUCUAGCUAUGCACACAAAGAUGCUCAAUUGUUAUUGCAAGCACUAAAUCUUGUUUUCUUUUUUGUCAUAAUAUUGACUUUAAUUUCCACCCUUAUUUACAAAUAAUUGAAUCCACAAGUACUAAUCUUGUGCAUUAUUAAACAUUACUGGUUCAGAGAAAGUUUAUUUCGACAUCGAUGUGGAUUGAGAACAAA